Daphnia pulicaria is the source of this 1982-nucleotide messenger RNA. Its product is annotated as cytochrome P450 3A14-like. The record is from RefSeq and is a predicted model, not a curated record. Gene Ontology annotation, molecular function: iron ion binding; oxidoreductase activity, acting on paired donors, with incorporation or reduction of molecular oxygen; heme binding. Lineage: Eukaryota; Metazoa; Arthropoda; Branchiopoda; Diplostraca; Daphniidae. Bases 219 to 1766 code for a protein of 515 amino acids. The transcript has 13 exons.
CACUUUUCGGAAAUUGUUAUCAACUAAUAGAAAAUAACAAGCCAAGUGAUAUAAACAGUAAACAAAAGAAUGCGUCACCCGCCUUUGACGUACUCUUGAAUUCGGGGCUGGGCCAUACUCUUCCUUUUGACGGGCGGCCUUGAGUGAGCCACACACAGCCCACAAAGGAAGGAAUCGUUUGCUGCAUCCGUUCAGUUUCGUGAAACAUUCGACCGUGAAUGGACCUUUUGGAUAUUCUCUCUUCGCCCGUUACAUGGGUAGUAACAAUCGUCUCUCUUCUGUACAUUCUUUACAGAAAUGCCACGUCAACAUUUAAUUACUUUUCCGACCAAGGAAUUCCUGGUCCCAAACCAAUCCCAUUUUUCGGUAAUAUGUGGGGCAUCUGGAAAGCGAACCUUCCUGCGCACGACUUGGCAUUGGUGAAAAAAUAUGGAAAGGUUUUCGGUUGUUUCGAUGGCCCGAUACCAAAUCUUUGGAUCACAGAUGCCGAUGUGAUAAAGGCCAUGUACGUCAAAGACUUCGACCAUUUUGUUGAUCGCAGAUCUUUCGAGAUAAAAACGAAAGUCAUGCGCAAAUGGUUGAGUCUAAUGAGAGGUCAAGAGUGGAAGGACAUUCGCUCGUCCGUUACACCUGCCUUUACCACCGGAAAAAUCAAGCGGAUGUCCGUUUUGAUCAAAGAUUGCGUUGCCAGUUUGUGUGACCGUGUCACGACUUUCACCGAAAAAGAUGGAAAAAUUGACGCCAAGAUGACAUUUAGUGCCUUCACCAUGGACGUAAUUGCAAGAUGUGCUUUCGGGUUAAAAAUAGACACUCUAGGGAACAAGGAUGACCCCUUUAUUACAAACGCUCAAUUCGUUUUAAAUCCACCAACUACUAAAACACCAUUUAUUGUCUUACCAUUUAUGUAUCCCGACUUUUUUUGUAAGUUUGCAUACUUGACCGAGCGUUUGCUUGUCACCAAAGAAAUGAAAUUCUUUUUCAAGUUGUUGGAAGAUGUAUUGAAUGAUCGCUUGCAGUCGAAUGAGAAAUUCAACGAUUUCAUUGAAGUGCUUGACGAAGCAAUUUCAGAAUUCACGAAAGAAGUCGAUGGAAAAACGGUGCCUAUGUGGACUCGCGAGGCUAUAGAUGAGAUCAUCAUGGGACAGUCGACAGUCUUUAUGCUUGCCGGAUUCGACACAACAGCCACAACUUUGACUAGUACCUGCUUCCAGCUAGCCAAAAAUCCGGAUGUUCAAGAGAAACUAUACGAAAGCAUCAUGACGGAAAUGCAAGACUAUGAUGAAGUUUCCCAUGAAAUGGUCCAAAACGUACCAUAUCUAGAAAUGGUUAUCCAGGAAGUGUUGCGCUGUUAUCCGCCCCUUAUACGUAUUGAACGACAAUGCACAAAGGAUUACUCCUAUGACAACGGCCGCAUAAAAAUUAAAAAGGGACAAAUUGUUACCGUCCCCACUUAUGCUCUGCAUCAUUCGGAAGAGUAUUAUCCAAGUCCAGAGAAAUUCGAUCCAGAAAGGUGGAGUCCGGAAAACAAAGCUACACGUAGUCCUUAUGCUUAUAUGGCGUUCGGCACAGGUCCACGCAACUGUGUUGGAAUGCGCUUCGCCAUGGAAGAGAUGAAAAUGGCUCUUUGUUCUUUGGUUCAGAAAUUCCGCUUUUUUCCAGUCGAAGAGACACCGGAGAAGCUUCAGUUUGACGACGGAUUUCUUACAAUUCUGCAGCCAAUUCAUGCAGUGGUGGGUCUGGAAUUCCGUCAAUCAAAUUCAAAUUAACUCAAUUUUUAGUAAUGAGUUACGUAUUGAAUUGUCAACACGCUUUUUCGCUUCCAAAUCUCGCUUUGAUUCAAAAUUGUCUUUCAAAAUGGUAAAAUCCUUCAUUUUUCAUUUGAAGAUGCGUAGGUGCCAUUUGUUGAUGAAACUUUCAGUUGACAUUUCAUCUCGCAAAGUUUAAAAUAUCUAUCGCAGUAUUACACAGCAAAAAGUCCGUUA